UUAGAUGACAACACUGAGCGGGAGCGUACCAAAAUUAGUGCGGGGGGGGGGUGUUUCCACAUGAACGUCGAUUUAAAACAAGAAAUUCUGUGUGACACGACGUUUUUCUUCCUCUUUUUAUUUCUAACGCGCUUUAAAAAAAAUUUUUUUAUAGUCGCACAAACCUUAAACCGACGGCGCUAGAAGCAGGUGAAGUGCUUGGCUUCCUGUCAGUACACCCCCACCACCACGUGACGCGGUGUUAGCGACCACAAAGCAGGACUUGUUUUUCUUUAUCUGCGCUUUGCCCCAACACAUAUUCCUCCGCCAGGGUCGGGAGCUCCCGGAAGAGCAGAGCAGAGCGGUGCUUGGUUCCUUCCGCCGGCCUCAGACAGGUUUCCAGAGGAACACAGGGUUUAUUUAUAUCUCGGGGAGGGGGGGUUUCCGCCUUUUGUUUUAUCUUACCUCAGCGGACAGUCUCCGUUAGCAGCCACCCCCGGCCCCUUACUGAUCUAUUACCGGUUACUGUGACAUGUCAACCCCGGCCAGACGGCGCCUGAUGAGGGACUUUAAAAGGUAAGCGGGUUCAAGAUGGCGGCUCACUGCGGGUGACAGGGUAACCCCCCCCCCAGCGUGGACCGGGGGCCCCCAGGGCAUUGUGGGGGGUGGGGGGGGGGGGUCUUUUGCCUAAAAAAACACCUCCCAUGAUGCUUUGCUGGUGGUCACCCCCAGAAUGUUUUGUUGUCUAAUCUGUGUGCUGUUUUGUUUCCCAGGCUCCAGGAGGACCCCCCUGCAGGGGUGAGCGGUGCCCCCUCUGAGAAUAACAUCAUGGUCUGGAACGCAGUCAUUUUUGGGUGAGAUUUAAUGACCCCCUCAAUCAGGGUGUUAUGUGCCCCCCCAGCCCCCCCCAUUAGUGAAACUUGUGGGGUGGUCUAGUUUGCUAAAGCAGGGGUCCCCAAACUCCAGCCCCCCCAGAUGUUGCUGAACUACAACUCCCAUGAUUCUUUGAGAUACAUAGCCAGAGAAUCAUGGGAGUUGUAGUUAAGCAAUAUCUGAGGGGUCGGAGUUUGCGGAAGCCUGCUCUAAAGAGGUUUUUUUUUUUGUUUGUUUUUUUAAAGGACUAAGAUAAGACACCUUAAGAUUAUCAUGUGACUUUUUUUUAAUUUUAUUUAUUUAUUUUUUUCUGAACUAUGCAAAGUCUUUCUGCCGUCACAGCCCUUCUCUCAAAAAAUCAAGUCAGUAAUAGGAGCGUUUCUUCAAAGGAAAAAUAAGUCAGGCUCAUCCAUUGAAGUGAGAAUUGCUAGGAAUUGGAAGUAAACUUGAAAUUUUAAGCGCAAAGCUGCCCAUCUGGAAGCACAUAGGGAAUCUUUCAGUUUUUGGCCUUAAAUUCAAGAUUUACCAAAAAUUAUCUCUGAAUUCCUGUUCUUGCUCUAGAGACUAACCCUGCGAUUUGAAAAAAAAAAUCUGGCCUCUUAAUAGGAUGCUAUGCUCCAGUUUUGUAGUCCGAUAUAAUUUGGUUUACAAAACAGGUUAAAAUAGCCAAGUUGUGAAUAUCAACUGUUUUAGCUUGAAUUUCAGUAAUCCUUUAGUGAGCCCCACACGUAUUCGCUCAACCCGGAUUUAAAAAAUUAUUUGCAAAAUUUAGUCUAACAUAUAAGAUUCGACUAUAGCAGAGUUGAAGAAUUUGCCAAUAUCUAACAAAUUGGUUUUCAGUUCAUUAUGAUUUGGUGUUUAAUAUACUAGAUAAAUUAAGUUUAUUCACUUAACAGGAUUUCAUUCUACCCAGUGACACUGUUUUUAAUAAAUCUUUCUACAUAAUUCAAAAAGCUUGCAGCCAAGUAGUACAUGUGGUGCAGUUGCUAAGCAAAUCAGUAGAAUUUUGUUAUUUUGCAAACAUUUAGAACUUUGAAAUUGCAUGGUUACCAAUUUUAUUUUUUUAUCUUUAUCGCAAUUUUGAAUUCUAGUUGCUACUUCUGCAACGCUUGUCAAUAUUUAUCUUCCACUGUUGGUCACCUUUAACAUAUUCAGGUCAUAACCAAACCAAUCUGUCAGUUCAGGUGACACAAAUAAUUACAGUCCAUUUUCUGCAAGAAGCCAGCAGUUCCUUGAUUUCCCCUUAACCCCCCUUUUGUGUGUGGGUGCUUAUAUAUAAUUCAUACAGUUUCUAUAGAUACAUAGAGCAGGUGCUAUCCUGGGUGCAAAGUGCUAAAUGUCCAGAUAUAUUUCUUUUGGUUUCAAUGGGGUUGCUCCUUAUUUACUUUGCCUUGAUGAAUCUUCCUCUACAUAAUUCAGUUUACACUUCCCAUUGUGUCAUAAACUAUACAUACUCCUACUCCUACCACAGUGAAGUCAAGCUGCUCCAGUCUAAGUAGUGUGAAUGAUUACCAAAACUGGAUAUUCCCAUGUUGUGCUACUUUUCUUUUGUAUUAAAGGAACACUAUAGUCACCUAAAUUACUUUAGCUAAAUAAAGCAGUUUUAGUGUAUAGAUCAUUCCCCUGCAAUUUCACUGCUCAAUUCACUGUCAUUUAGGAGUUAAAUCACUUUGUUUCUGUUUAUGCAGCCCUAGCCACACCUCCCUUGGCCAUGAUUGACAGAGCCUGCAUGAAAAAAAAAAAACUGGUUUCACUUUCAAACAGAUGUAAUUUACCUUAAAUAAUUGUAUCUCAAUCUCUAAAUUGAACUUUAAUGACAUACAGGAGGCUCUUGCAGGGUCUAGCACGGUAUUAACAUAGCAGGGGAUAAGAAAAUCUUAAUUAAACAGGAUUUGCAAUAAAGAAAGCUUAAAUAGGGCUCUCUUUACAGGAAGUGUUUAUGGAAGGCUGUGCAAGUCACAUGCAGGGAGGUGUGACUAUGGUUCAUAAGCAAUGGGAUUUAACUCCUAAAUGGCAGAGGAUUGAGCAGUGAGGCUGCAGGGGCAUGUUCUAUACAUCAAAACAAAUUAAUUAAGCUAAAGUUGUUCAGGUGACAAUAGUGUCCCUUUAAAUCUAACCAACUAAUCCAUAAAUAAUCUAAAUUUCCGUUUGUAAACUUGUUUUUUUAAGACUUGACAUUAUCAUUGUCAGGUUUGAUACUAACCUGUAUAGUAUGUUGCUUAAUCUUAACUGUAUUUUAUUUUGUAGACCUGAGGGAACACCCUUUGAAGAUGGUAAGUUCUGCACAGAACCUUGUUCUUUAGAAGAUUUAAAUGUUUUACUUAUGAAAUUGUAUGCAUAUAGUUGGAAGGAACAUACCUGAAGAUUGCUUUCUCUUACUGAUCAAUGGGAUUGGACAUGCACAUACAUCCACCAGACCUUUAAAUGCUUAUCUUGCAAGUGGUUGCCUGCUAAGUAUUUUUGGAUGCUGCAAUUGGGUGUGUAUUAAUUCAAGGACCUAAUUUUGUGUUUCUCUAGGCCUAUUUGGUUGAGCUUAUAGAAGAAGAAGAAAAAGAAAAAAAAAAAAUAUAUAUAUAUAUUUUCCUAGAUAGAGCAUGUUACUCAUCUAAUUAUCUUUGAUAAGUGUUACAUAUGCUGCACAUUGUCCUGAACUGACCCAGGAACCACCUCUAGUGGCCAUCUGAGUGACGGGCACUAAAGGGUGUUACUAGGCAGCAAUGUAAACCUUUUUUUUUUUUUUUUUUUUCUCUGACAAGGUAGUGCUUACACUUAACAUGCCUCCAGUGACAUGCUAUACACACCAGAGCAACUACAUAGUAGUUGUUCUGGUGACUAUAUGGUCCCUUUAAUUUUCACAUACACAAAUCAACUUAAUUUAGAGUAGAAGUAGUCCUUUUGUAGUCAGAAGUAUUUCUCAUGUGCCUUAUCUCACUGCACUUCUAUCCUCUAUUACUGUCAUGCAUUCCACAGCCUCUCUUAAAUUUUGUAAUCUCUUUAUAUUUUUCAAUUUUACUACUAAGGGACCUUUUUUUGAUGGCAGUUGUUUCAUUGGGAAGCUGUUAAAAACAAAGUUCUUUGGUGUUUGAUCUCAUAGGUUUCACAUGGGGCUGUGCCCCAAUUUAUGUAACUUGGAUAGGGUGGUGUUCUUGUAUGUCUGUCUUGUCUGCCUAUGAGCGUGUAUAGCAUAUUAAUAGAUCAAGCGCUCAGUGUUGUAUUGUGCAUUUUGGGCCACUUCAUCGCUGAACAAUAUGUCUAGAGCUUUUGGGCAUUCCUUCCAUAUGACCAUAAAUACCAUUUGGCACACGUGAAUUUCUCAUGCUCUAACUGCGCCAUAAAUCCUCAUAUGAAAUGCAAAUGAUUAAAUAUAAACUUUGUGAAUUAAAGAGGGAAAUUAUCUACCACCUGUAGCAGUCUUUUAGUAGGCUAUUUGCAAAGAAAGUGACAUGUCUGCUUAAAAACCAAAAACAAAUUAAAGUGAAAUCCAAUCUGUUGAGGUAAUUGAAGGGUAGCUGCUGUGCCAAUAUCAGAUGUAUAAAUUCAUUAUCCCCCUCAGGAAUAUUCUUCAUAUUGGUAUUAAGUUACAUAAUUUGAAGUUUAUAUAACUUUUAUAAGCUUACUUUUGUUUUGUAGGAACUUUUAAACUUACGAUAGAAUUCACAGAAGAAUAUCCAAAUAAACCACCAACAGUUAGAUUUGUGUCCAAAAUGUUUCAUCCCAAUGGUAAGUGUAAUCUUCUAUAUUUCACAUCCUCCCCCCAAACUGUGUAUCAGUUUUUUUUUUUUUUUUUUAUCAGAUAUUUAUCCUAUGCUGGAGAGGGAAAUAAUGGCAUUCUCUUGUAAUGGGUUGUAAUGUUUAAUAUGAAUCAGCAGGUCUAGAUUGCCUUCCUAUUAUGAAAUCAGACUAACAUUUACUUAAUUUUUUUUUUUUUUAAUGUAAUGUUUCUGUGGAAAAAUGCAUGAAAAGGCUUUACUUUCCAAUAUAUGUUCUAUAGUGCAUUUUAAUGUUUAUCGUAUUUGCCUGGGUUUAGACUCAUUUGGCAAAUAAACAUGAGCGCUCAAGAAAUCUGUUAGGGGGUUGGGGGUACACAAACAGAAGUGUAUGCAUGUGACCCUUAUUCCACUUUCUGGGCAGUUGAAUUCUGGAACUUUAUUCCUGAUUUUCCUACAGCUAGAAUAGGGCGCUCCUAGGGUUUACUCUGUUCUAUAUGUGAAGGCAAUGGAAGAUUGAAGGGUUAGUAUAAGCACUUUGCAUUAAUGGAAAUUGCAUAGCUCUUUAGUUUACCAUCCAGUCUCUGUUUGAGUGGUUUGUAUAGGAACAACUGUUAUGUUUUAUUUUGUAAAGAGAAACUAUAGUGCCAGGAAAAACCUUUUUUUUUUUUUUUUUUUUUAAAUUUUUUUUUUUUCUGGCACUAUGGCUUCCCCCUCCCGCAGCGCUGAAAGGGUUAACCCUUCAGUCACUUACCUGGGCCAGCACUGAUGUUCCUUGGUGCUGACUCUGCUCCGCCCCACGCUCCUGCCUAGUGGCUGCUGGCGGGGGAAACCAAAUGUUCACGCGCGGCAAUGGCCGUGCGCGCAUUAGACCUCCCUAUAGGAAAACAUUGAAUAAUGCUUUCCUAUGGGAAUUCCGGAGAUGCUCGACGUCCUCAUGCAGAGCGUGGGGACGUCUAACAUAAUUUUAAUACACUUUUGGUGCUCUAAGAAGUCUGAGAGACUGCAACUAGAGAUGGGAUUAGCCCUGUAAUCAAAACCAGUGUUUUGACUAAAAGGGCUAAGGGGCAUGGCACCUAGACCAUUCUAAUUGGCAGAAUUGGUCUGUGUGCCUAGUGUCCCUUUAAAUUGCUCUUUAAAGUGACACUGUAGACAUUCAGACUAAUUCAGCUAAUUGAGAUGGUUUGGGUGCAGUGUCCCUGUCCCUUUAACCCUGGAAUGUAGAACAAACGUCCAGAGCUGUAGCGUAUCUGCACAAUUAUGCUGCAGGACUGAAGGGCAAAUCCCCAGUGAGAACCCAGGUACAUUGAGGAGUUUCCCCACAAAGUCAGUUUUUCAUUAGACUUGGGGAUUUUUUUUGUCUGAACCAAAUUUUGUCUUUUUUAUUUCGGUAUUUCAUGUGGACAAAUGAAAUUCCAGUGCAUACUGCUUCUUGCCGAUGUUUAGUAGAUAACUCCCUAAACUGAUACGUUUGGCAUUGCCCUAUUUAAGGGUACUAAAUUAGGGAACGGUUUAGUAGAAAACUCUCUAAUUAUGGGAUUGCCAUAAGGAUACCAAAAAGGGAGAGAGACACAGGUGUGGAACCGCACUAUGCGCAAUGCAUGACGCAGUAUGGCUCAGCGUAAUGCUUUUAAUUUUGUGUUACUAUGGGCAGCAGUGCUAUUAGUCUUGAAGGUUCUGUACGAGCCAAAAGCUGUGCUUUGUUCACUAAUAAAGACCCCUUUUGAGGGGAAACUCUUCUGUAUGACUUUUUUCUCUCUCCUAUGUAGGCACAUAGUAGGGAAUGCUCUCCCCUCCCUGGAAAGUGCUGAGCCACAGUUGGUGCAUGCAUGGUCCAUGGCUUUCCCGACAGUGGCUUCGCUGAGUGGGCGGCAUCAUGCAGUAUCCCCCCAAUUGAAAUAUAAGUUGGGAGCACGGAGUGUUGGGUCUGUGUGUUUUGGGGGGGGUGGGGCGGGUGGCUCAGUCUGUGUGGGAGAGCUGAGUGGAUCUUUCCCUGGUGUCCAGUGGGACUCCUCUCUAAUCUUCCUGCAGUUUCUCUCUGCUCCCCUGCGUGCUGUCUGUAGUGAUUUCUGAGGCCGGAGUAACUAAACGGCAGGCGAGGUAGCAGACAGCAACUGCAGGAAGGUUACUGCUCCCCGCGGCGGCCAGCUUCAAUGUUUCCUGUGCGGCUUAGCCAAGGACUAACAAAUCCCAGGCGCCAGGGAGAAACUUCUUGUUGCCGUGGUGACCUGGCACCUGGAAUUUGUCGAGCCCUGUGUGUGUAUGCAUGCGUUUUAUAACUGCCCCCCCUACUUUCUCCUUGGAUCCUCAUGUGCCCCUCCCUAAAUAUGAAUCCUGGAGAUGCCACAGUUUCUUGAUAGUCAUAUGCAGCCCGGUUCGCUUAACCAUUCUGGCAAUAAUGAUUAUAUGAAUCUUCAUAGUGUUCCUUUAAAUUCCCUCCCCCACUCUUCUUCCCACAAAGAAUAUAAAUCCUGCUGCUCGGUCACAUUUACCUCAUUACUGCCAAGUAACAAGGUGCAUACAGGAGCCAGUGAUACUCACUGGGUGCUCAUUAAACUGAAUCAUUCACCCAACACUACACACAGGCAAACAUAACUGGUUUGUGAUGUGCUUGAAAUAAAAUGUAGAUUGCAUGCAUUGCUUUUGGAGGGAUGCUUGGCUGUGUGCAGAAUGUAAAUUAGCAGAUGUGGGUGGUGUAAAAUUCUUCUGUAUUGUGUACCCAUUUGAUGCAAUGUACUCAUUUGCAUUACUAUUCCCAAUUUAUACAUUGGUGACUGUAAAAUUAGAUGGUGCAGUCAAAAUGGGCUUGCUGUACUUUUAUGCUUGACGGUUAUUUGUAGUUGCAAAACUGCUCAAUGUCUGCACAUAAUGUAUUUUAUGAGUCAAGGGAGUCCACUGUAGUUCAAAAGGGCACAUCCUUACCCAACAACUAAACCGAUAAUGCACCAAAAUAAGGACCCUGGUAUUGGCAAUUCUGUUUUGUCCAGCCUUUAAGCUUAUUUUCCUAUAGUAAACAAUACCUUUUUACUUGGCCAAAACUGGUAAUUAACAUUGUCUGAUCUUUGAUAAGAAAUUAUUCAAGAGGAAAACCAUUUUUGUAGGUCCAGACCCACCUAAUGGAGUCACUAUUUUAGUUGUCUUAAAUGAGAACUUUCCAGAAUUGUGAAUCUUAUCUUUCCUGACACCGCUGCUUUAGGAGGCCUGGUGGUGCAGCACUGGUAUGUUAUAAUUUCCUGAUGCUGUCCCUGGCAGACAUCGCAGUCUUUACCUCCUUUUGUUUCAUCAACUAGAAGCCCUCUUUAGUGCUGUGGCGGCUUGGGGAACUGAAAGAAUGCCUCUGCCUUUUGUCAAGUUGAGGCUUUACCUUAAGACAAGUACCGGCUUUGUCUUUAUAGUACAAUUUCACUGCAAUCCCUAUUCAGUCAAAAUAUUAUUGAUCCCCAGUGUGCAAAGGUGGAGUGCCACUCUUAUAUGGGCACUUUUGGCAAAAGUGAUUUAACUUGCUAAACCUUUUAAAUUUAAGGAACAGUCACAUUGAAAAUAACCUAUAACUUGUGUUCACACUUUUUCCAUGUUUUUUAAAUCUUUAGUCUCCCAUGAUUUUUGUGCAAUGUGUCAAAGUUUAAUCCUUUAUUUUUAGUUUACGCUGAUGGCAGCAUAUGUCUGGAUAUUCUUCAAAAUCGUUGGAGUCCAACUUAUGAUGUUUCUUCAAUAUUAACCUCUAUACAGGUAAGUCCUGUGGUCUUGCCAGCCUGUUCUUGUCAACUGUUUUCAUUUUGGAGUCGAGCUUACCCUAUAAAUACUGCAUACUCUUUUUAUGAUAUUUUAGUUCAGAGGUACCAUUCAUCAGAUGCAUAAAACCAUUUCACAAGCAUGCCUGCUUUUGUAAUAAUUACUUGGCAAUUUAAUUUGCAAAAAUAAUAGUGUAUAUGAAAUCAAACCCCUUUAUACAUGGUUGAUCCAAACAUUUUUUUAUGUUUUUAUUCAUGGUUUUGUGAAUGUUAUAAAUGGUUGUGUUGGUUCUUGGAAUGCCAUCUUUAUAUUGGUGUAAAAUUAAUUGUUUUCUAGGUUCCUGGUUUUUAGAAUUGAGAAUCAGCUCUUCUUGCAUGUUUUUUGUGUGCUACUGUAUCUAUCACAAGGCAAAUAAGGAAUUUCCCUUGGAUAGCACUUUCCAGGAAGGCCGCAAGAAACUACCCACUCAGGCUCCUGCACAUCUUAAACUGGGCGCCCUGUGUUCCACCUGUGGGAGGGGGAAUGUGAGGUGGGCAGCUGUGUGCAGUGUAAACAUGCAGCAAAGAAGCUGUAAUUUGUCCUGCUCUGCUCACUUGUGUGCCCUGCAGGGAUGCCAGGAGCAGGGAUAGGUCACUCCUGACCCUAGUAUUACCAAACGAUGCACAUGUAAGCAGAGCAAGAAGAUGAUGGGAUAACAGCAGCCACACUAAACCCCAAGGAAAGGAUCCACUCCAGCUCUCCCAAAAGUAGGGGGGUUGGAUGGACAAAUGUUAAAAUAUAACUUAUGAGUGUAUGUGUUAAACACUGCACGUGCCAAUGAGAGCAUGUAAGGGUCAGUUGUAUGUGUGCUUAAAAGGUGGAGUCUACACACAAAGGGGCAGAGUUUGCUUAAGGGGUAUGUCAAAUUUAGAUGAGAGGAGUUGCCAGAGUUCAGUCAUCUCUAAGGCAGCAGAAAACACCAGUAUAUGUAUUGUAAUAUUUUAUUUAUGUAUGUUUUCUCCUUAGUCAUUGCUGGAUGAACCAAACCCAAAUAGUCCUGCAAACAGCCAGGCUGCUCAGCUGUACCAAGAAAACAAACGUGAAUACGAAAAGAGGGUCUCCGCAAUAGUAGAACAGAGUUGGCGUGACUGUUGACCCUUGCCCUUGUUUAUGAACACUCUGAACGAGAGGAAAAUAUAUAUAUGAAGUGUCUUGAGUGAUCUUCCUCUUGCUAGAAUCUUUGCAUUUAUAUUGACUGCAAAAUUGGCUGUCGUACUGUCACCACCUAACUUGGCCCCCGGCUGAUGCAUUCAUUUAUAUAUAAUUUUUUUUUCACUUUUUUUUUUUUUUAUUAUUUUUUUUUCUUCUCCUUCCCCCACCCUCCCUUCUUGGACACCUGAAAUUCAUGUUGCAGUCAAAUGUACCAUAUGUGGGUUACUUGCAAAACUUGCAUCAUUUAUAUAUUGUGUGUAAAUAAUUUGUUUUUAAUUUGUUGAGCAGUUAAUUUCACACCUCUCAGCUGAUCUUUAAAAAAAAAAAUCUCCCCUCCCCCUCCCUCCCCCCCUUUGGUUUAACAGGCCAUAAAAUGUCUGUUUUGUAAUAAAAGGGACAUGAAUGUGUUCAUACAAACAUACAGGAUAACAAUCUUCUUGAGACAUCCUUUUUACAUUUGGAAUACAAUCUAAAGUACAGAGCCAAGGCUGUAUUAGAUUUCAAUUUUAAAUCGCUUUUCCACUUUUUUUUUUUUUUCUUCAUUUAAUCGUCCUCUCUUCUUCAGAGGCAGGGAAGUAAGUAUAAAGGUUUGGGCUAGACAACACUGUGUCAAGGCUAGUGUUUUCUAGUUAUUAAACAGUUGAUUUUUUGCAUAUCGCAAAGUGUGUAGAUAUGAACUGCUAGAAACAUGUCUGUUUAAACCUCCAGAAACAAAGUCGUACUGAGAAUACAUCUGAUUUGUCAAUCAUUGGAACAUUGAUCAGGGGAUUCUCAAAUGCAAUGCAAGUUGUGACCUACCCAAAACAUUGAUCUUGUAACAUUUUGGUGUGCUGUAGAAAUGAAGGGUAAAAUUAGUCUACUCUGCCUUUUAGUCACUACUUUGUGCCGUUACUAGUAGUGUUGCAAGCCACAAAGCAAAAUACACGUAAGUCACUUUCUUCAAGUUUUGCUUUUGUUAGUUAAGUUUGACCUUAAGCUGUAAGGCCCACAUGUGCAUUUAUUUGGUGACUGAGAAUGGUUUGCCAUGAUUACAAUUCUCUUAACAGAAUUAGAAGAAUAAAAGGUUUUAUAACAAAACGAAAAAAACUGAAUACACAAAAGUGUGCUUUUUUUUUUUUUUUUGAGGAUUUUACACAUUCUUUAUAGGUUUUUGCUUUUGCACAAGUAACCCAUGUAAAACUGUACAUUCUCUAAUCUUGUAAAUAAAAGUGUAUCUACCAAAUUUCCCAAGUAUCUCUAAAUAUCAAAGGGUUUUAUUUUAUAUAUCUUUACCUCUUGAAUGAGAAGUGGG
Molecule: messenger RNA, 10773 nt
Organism: Pelobates cultripes (western spadefoot toad)
Lineage: Eukaryota; Metazoa; Chordata; Amphibia; Anura; Pelobatidae
Source: the annotation of a GenBank genome assembly